AGAACAGGUCUAGCGAACGUGGCAGCUAGUCGACGCGCAUACCUAAACAGGCAAACGAAGGAAACAGGUCAGAGGCGGCGGCUGUUGCGGAUUGAGAUGGCAAAAAGGCAGAUGCUGUGUGCUAUACGUAUGCUGGCUGUCACGGAAAGAUUCUGAGCACAAAUUGGAACUUCAAAAAAUGCUGUAAUAAAGGUGGUGGUGGAGGCUUCAUGAAAAAAAGGGAAUGCAAAGAUUGUGAAGGUGCCACUCCACCACCUUACCUCUGGUCGGAAUGGACGGACUGGGCGACUUGUUGUUACGAGGAAGGAUACGAUUCGAGAUACAAGGAAAAGAAAAGAGGAGAGAAAACCAGAUUUCGUGAUUGUGUACUAGAAAAGUGCAAAGGCAAAAAAUCGUUGCGUGAAAGUGUAUCAGAAUGCAUACCCGAAUCUGGCAACGGAGACAAGAGUGGAGGCUUUCCAUUUUGUCCAGUACACGGUAGUUGGGGUGUUUGGUCGGAGUGGGGCCGAUGUGAUGCUUAUUACACCAAAUGUUCUUCUGACGGAAACACGGCAGUGCAUCAGAAAGGACUGAACGGUCGAUCGAAUCGAACGAGAGCGUGUGAUGAUCCCGCCCCUAAACACGGAGGAGCAAAAUGCGAAGACACUCACAUAGAAUUUACCAAGUGCACGGUAGCGCACUGUCCUGUAAACGGCGGAUUCUGUGAGUGGGGUGAAUGGUCUACGUGUUCAAAGAACUGUACAGUGUAUGGAAGCGAACCAGACGGAAGGCAUCGACGUAGACGUUCGUGUAAAUGUCCCGUACCUGAGCACGGCGGAGAUUACUGCCAAGAACCACACCAAGAAAAAGGCGUGUGUGGCGAUGAAAAAUACUGUUCAAGUGAUGGUACGUGGAAUGACUGGUCGGAAUGGACAAACUGCGACAAAAGAUGUGGUAUUGGAGAGCGUUGGCGUCGUCGAACGUGUAACCCUCCGCUGUUUGGAGGCCGAAUCUGUCCUGGAUUAUCUCGCGAAUACCGACUCUGUCAGGAAACCGAAUGCCCGUCUAUUUGCGAUAUGGAAGGUAGUGGUAGUGGCAGCGCGGGUAGCUCUGUCUAUUCCAGUUCUGGCGAGUCUGAAGCUGACUACAACAUCUGUUGUCCCCCAUUGAAAGUUUAUGUGAAAUCCGAUCAAGAAUGUUGCAGAGACGAUAGCUCGUCGUCUGGCAGUGGUGUUGGCAGCAAUGUUUCAAUGCCCGGUGAGAUUGUCUCGUCUAGUGCUGGUUCAGCAGUCGGUUCCGCAUCCGGUUCCGCAUCCGGUUCCGCAUCUAGUUUCGGUAGCGUAUCUGGUUUUGGAGUGGUUCCGUACUCUGACUGUGAACCGAUGAGAGGUAGUGACCAUACUAGUGACCCUACGGAUUCCAGUGGAACUGUCAGUGGAAGUGGAAAAAAUCGGCUCACUCUAGGUUCAGGCGAAUUAGGGACUGAGAAUCCGACUAAGUCCGAGUCUGGCAGUGGGUCUGGAUUGCGUCCUGUGAUUGUUCGAAAACGGAGAUCUGCAAGAAGGAUUCGUCACAACCGUCGACGUCGUCUCUCCAAGCGUAAGGAUGAUACAUACCGUGAUAUGGAAUGACAUUAACUGCGUGAGACCAAGAAGAAGUACACGAUCACGGUACAGUUAGUUAAGUUAACAAAGAAAACUGGAGGAGGGGGUGUUGACUUAUCUUAUGCAUGACAAUUGCAAUAAACUACGUCAAUGCGGCAGCAUAUUUUGCAUGACUCUUGGGAACUUGUCAUAGACUGACGAUUUCAGCGUGAGAAUAAAACGAGAAGGAAUCAUUUAGUAAUAA
Messenger RNA from Corticium candelabrum, 1827 nucleotides. Its product is annotated as coadhesin-like. NCBI's taxonomy places the organism in Eukaryota, Metazoa, Porifera, Homoscleromorpha, Homosclerophorida, Plakinidae. The record is from RefSeq and is a predicted model, not a curated record. The transcript has 8 exons. Bases 210 to 1610 code for a protein of 466 amino acids.